UCCCGGAGUUCUGGACCGGACCACUUCAGCCUCCCUCACAGCAGAACAUCAGAGUUGGGUUUCCGAACCGAACCGGUUCCGACAGCUUCUCCAGAGUCCAGAGCUUCAUGAAGAUCUGCUGAGGAAGAGGAGCUGAAGAUGAAGAGCAGGCUGUCUGUGGGAGCUGCAGCGCUCCUGGUGCUGCUGAUCACCUCCUCUCAGGCGCAGGAGCAAGUGGAGCCUCCGUCCGCUCUCAGGUUUAACAUUUUAAAUAAAAACACGGUUCAGGUGACGUGGAGCCCACCACCGUCCAGGAUACAAGGCUACAGACUACAAGUGACCUCAGACUCAGAACCAACACGAGAACUGUCUCUGCCUGCAUCUGUGACAAAGACGUCCAUCUCAGACCUGAGUCCACAUGUGGAUUAUGACGUUACGAUUGUGGCAUUUGCAGAAUCAGAGGAGAGCCUGCCUGUCUCUGGACAGAUCACACUUGAGUCCAGUGGAAGCUCAAGAGGAGACACGAUGAAACCAGCUCCUUCAGACUCAGUCAGAUGCACUGCUGCUGCCGCAGCGGACGUGGUUUUCCUGGUUGACGGCUCCUGGAGCGUCGGCCAGCAGAACUUCAGACAUAUCCGCAACUUCAUCUCUGCGGCGGCCGGAGCCUUUCAGAUCGGACAGGACAGAACCUGGGUGUCCGUGGUCCAGUUCAGCGAUGACACCCGGACCGAGAUCCGUCUGAACCAACACCCAACCCGGGCCGGUCUCCUGAGGGCCAUCGGGUCACUGCCAUACAAAGGAGGGAGCAGAAGGACGGGUCAAGCCCUCAACCACCUCCUGACAAAAACCUUCACCGAGGCCGGCGGUGCCAGGAAAGGCUUCCCCAAAGUUCUGGUGAUCAUCACAGAUGGGCCUUCUGAGGAUCCAGUGGAACAUUCUGCUGAGCAGCUGAGGAGCCAAGGGGUGGAGGUGUUUGUGCUGGGGAUCCAUCAGGCGGAGCCCGCAGAGCUGAGACUGCUGGCCUCGACGCCGCACCACAGCCACGUGUACGGAGUGUCCAGCUUCGACCUGAUCCGGAGCGUGCAGAGGCAGCUCAUCAGCCAGGUGUGCUCAGGUGUGGAGGAGCAGCUCAGCUCGCUCGUCAGCGGAGAGGAAGUCAUUGAACCAGCGUCUGAUCUCAGAGUCCUGGAGGUGGCCUCUAAGUCCAUGAGGGUGAACUGGGUCGCCUCCAUCAGUGAGAUUUCAGGGUACCGGGUGCAGCUGAUCCCCAUGAUGACAGGCAGCAGGAGGCAGGAUCUGUACGUGGGAUCCUCACAGACCUCAGUGGUGGUCAGAGACCUUUCUCCCGACACCGAGUACCAAGUCAACGUGUUCGCUUUGAAAGAGCUAACGGCCAGCGAGCCCGUCACGCUCCUGCAGAAGACGGAGCCGGUUAAAGUCUCAGUGGAUUGCUCCCUUGGUGUGGACGUCCAGGCUGAUGUUGUGCUCCUGGUCGAUGGCUCCUAUAGCAUUGGUGUGACUAACUUCGCCAAAGUAAAAGCCUUCCUUGAAGUUUUAGUGAACACCUUUGACAUUGGACCAAACAAGAUCCAGAUGGCCUUGGUUCAGUACAGCAGGGACCCUUACACCGAGUUUUACCUGAACACUCACGAAGAUGUGAGCUCUGUGGUCAAGGCUGUGAGGACCUUCCCGUACCGUGGCGGGUCCACCAACACCGGCAGGGCCAUGACUUUCGUCAGGGAGAAGAUCUUUCAGGUCAACAGGGGGGCGCGUUCUAACGUUCCCCGUGUGACCAUCCUCAUCACUGACGGGAAGUCAUCCGAUGCUUUCAAAGAACCAGCCACCCGCUUAAGGAGCGCUGAUGUGGAGAUCUUUGCUGUGGGUGUCAAAGAUGCUGUUCGGAGUGAGCUCGAGGCUAUUGCCAACACCCCUGCAGAGACCCACGUGUACACCGUCGAAGACUUUGAUGCCUUCCAAAGGAUAUCCAAAGAACUCACACAGUCCAUCUGCCUGAGGAUUGAGCAGGAGCUCCGAAGCAUCUUCCAGAGACAACUGAUUCAGCCCAAGUCCCUAUCCUUCUCUGAGGUUGGGCCCAGAAGCUUCCGGGCCUCGUGGCAGAUAGACUCCAACAAUGUUGAGUCCUACGUGGUCAAGUUCAAGCCCGAAGACGACACCGACGGACAUUAUGUGUCCAUGUCCGUUCCUGGGGACACACUGACUGCCCUCCUCCCCCACCUCACCCCUCUGACCCGCUACGAAGUCCAGGUUUCUGCUCAGUACACCAAGGGGGACAGCUUACCUGUGAAGGGCCAGCAGACCACAUCAGAAGAGCUGGGUCCUCCUAAGAACCUGGUCACCAGUGAUGUGACCCCCAGCAGUUUUGUGGUGUCCUGGACAGCAGCCCCUGGAAACGUCAAAACAUAUCAAGUCAGGUGGAAGUCUCUGUUUUCUGAAGAGCAUGGAGAGAAAACGGUGCCAGGAAGUUUAACUUCCACGGUCCUGGAAGGUCUGAGUCCAGAGACGCUGUACCAGGUGUCUGUGGUCUCCUCCUAUGGCUAUAGAAACAGCGACCCGCUCACGGGACAGGAAACCACCGGCGCUUCUGCUGCAGACAAACAGCUGACGGUGUCCCACGAGACAGAGCGCACCAUGAAGGUCACCUGGACCCCCGCUCCAGGAAAGGUGCUCAACUACCGCCUGAGGUACGUCCCCACUGCUGGAGGCAAAGAAGUGAUCCUGAAGGUCCCUGGGGCGGUGUCCUCCACCGUCCUCAAGCGCCUGCAGCCCAUCACCACCUACGGCAUCACGGUCCAACCCUUCUACAAACAUGGGGAAGGACAAGCAAGGCAAGGAGUAGGAACCACACUGUCGCCUUUUAAAGCUCCCAGGAACCUACAGACCUCUGAGCCUUCCAAGAACAGCUUCAGGGUCUCCUGGGACCCUGCACCUGGAGAUGUUAGGGGUUACCGUGUGACCUUUCACCCCUCAGAGGCUGACGUUGACCUGGGAGAGCUCCUUGUGGGUCCGUAUGAUAACACCGUGGUUCUGGAGGAGCUCAGCCCAUCCCCAGGGAUGGCUCUGAGUCACAUUCUCAAGAACAACUUCAAUCGCAACGUCGGGAUGCGUGAUGACUCCCGUAGGAUUGGUGUCCUGAUCACCGACGGAAAGUCUCAGGAUGAAAUCGAGAUCAACUCUCAGAACCUGAGAGACAGCGGCAUCGAGCUCUACGCCAUUGGUGUGAAGAACGCAGACGAGAACGAGCUGAGAUCCAUCGCCUCUGAUCCAGAAGAGAUUCACAUGUACAACGUGGCAGAAUUCCAGUUCUUGGUGACCAUCGUGGAUGACCUCACUGUCAACCUGUGCAACAGUGUCAAAGGUCCAGAUUCUGGUCUCGGUGCGCCCACCAACCUGGUGACAUCAGAGGUGACCCACCACUCCUUCAGGGCCACCUGGACAGCUCCUGACGGUCCCGUAGAAAACUACCGAGUCACCUACAUGAUGGCAGCUGGAGGACCCACGGAGGAGGUUCUGGUGGAUGGGACAGAGACCACCGUAGUUCUGCAGAACCUGACCCCCCUGACCGAGUACAUCAUCAAUGUUUACGCUGUGGCUGGAGACGUCAGCAGCGAGCCUCUGACGGGCAAAGAGACCACCUUGCCGCUGUCGGCUGUGAAGAACAUGAAGGUUUACGACGAGACGAUGAACAGCAUGAAGGUGAGCUGGGACGCCGCACUCGGCGCCACCAGUUACCUGCUGCUCUACAGAUCCAUCAACGCCACAGAGCCUCAGCAGGAGGGACAGAGUCGUGUCGGAGGAGGCGAGACGAACACCGAGAUCCUGCGGCUGGUCCCUAACACAGAGUACUUCGUUAGCAUCCAGGCCUUGUACGGAGAGGCAGCCAGCGAGGCCCUGACGGACCGAGGUGUCACCUUGCCCCUGCUGCCCGGCGGCUCCCUGAGGAUCAGAGACGUUACCCACAGCGCCAUGACGCUCGACUGGGACGCCGCUCCAGGCGCCGUCCGCAAAUACAUCGUCACCUACAGGCCGGAGGACGGAGACGCCAAGGAGGCUGAAGUGAACGGAGACAUCACCAGCCUGUCCCUGACAGGCCUUAUCUCUCAGACUGAGUAUGACGUGGCUGUUGCUCCGGUUUAUGAAGAGGGAACUGGAUUCCCAAUGCUCGGAACCGCCAUCACAGAUGUUGUUCCUGCUCCCAAGAACCUGCAGUUCUCCGAGGUGACCCAGUCCUCGUUCAGAGCCACGUGGGAACACGGAGCCCCCGAUGUGGCCCUGUACCGACUCUCCUGGGUCAAGAAGGCAGGAACCGAUGCUCAGAACGAGAUCCUGAGCAGUGACGAGACCUCCUACAUCCUGGAGGAGUUGGACCCCGACACCGAGUACCUGGUGACCGUCACGGCCAUCUACCCCGACGAGUCUGAGAGCGAGGACCUGAUGGGGAGCGAGCGCACACUCCCUCCAGAACCUCCUCGGAACCUGAGGGUUUUCAACGCCACCACCUCCACGCUGACUGUGAAGUGGGACGCCGCCCCCGGCCCAGUCAAGACCUACAGGAUCACCUACAGAGCCCGGAAAGAUGGCGACGCACAAUCUGUCCAGGUUGGAGGCAAGAAGACGAACAUCGUCCUGCAGCAGCUGCAGCCCGACACGCCCUACACCAUCACCGUGGCCGCCGUCUAUCCCUCAGGCGUCAGCAGAAACAUCUCCGGAGAAGGAAAAACCAAACCUCUUGGUGGCGUGAGGAACCUGCAGGUCCUGAAUCCGACCAUGACCACCCUGAACGUCCGCUGGGAGUCGGCUGAAGGCCGGGUCAAGGAGUACAGAGUGGUCUAUGCUCCUGCAGCCGGAGGAGCUGAGAGCAUGGAAACCGUGUCAGCAGGAACCACAGCCACGAUCCUGCGGGGCCUGCAGCCCGACACCCUCUACCAGGUCUCACUGGUUCCAGUGUACGCUGACGGAGAUGGAAGGACCAUGUCUGAAAACGGAAAAACAAGGCCUCUGGGAGGAGUGAAGAACCUGAGGGUAACAGACCCCACCAUGACAUCUCUGAAUGUAGACUGGGCCCCGGCUGAUGGAGCUGUUCGCCUCUACAAGGUCUUCUAUGUUCCCUCGGCUGGUGGGCCAGAAGAGAUGGAACAAGUUCCUGCAGGAACCACCUCCAUCGUCCUCAGGAACCUGCAGCCCGACACAAAGUACAUGGUGUCGGUGCUGCCCGUGUACCCGACCCGAGACGGAAGACGGCAGUCUGAGGAAGGAAAGACCUUGCCUCUGAGUGGCGUCAGCAGCCUGAAGGUGACCAACCCGACCAUCACCACCCUCACUGUGAACUGGAACCCAGCUGGAGGCAACGUUCAGGGCUAUAAGGUCAUCUACGCGCCCUCAGAUGGAGGCCUGGAGAUCGUGGAACCGGUGUCGGAGAGCACCACCUCGAUGGUUCUGCAGAAGCUCCGUCCAGACACCAGCUACACCAUCACUGUGGUCCCCAUGUAUGCCGAGGGAGAUGGGCCGAGCCUAACCGACAAAGGAAAGACUCGACCGCUGGGUUUCGUGAGGAACUUGCAGGUCACUGAUCCCACCACCAGCACCUUAAACGUCCACUGGGAGCCGCCAGAGGGAAACGUCCGUGAGUACAUCGUGAUCUGGGUGCCGGCUACUGGAGGAGAGCAGGACGUGGACCAGGUGCCUGGAACCACCACCAGCACUGUGCUGAAGAACCUGAGCUCAGACACAGAGUACACGGUCACCGUGGUUCCGGUCUACCCUGAGAUGGAGGGCAAGCCUCAGUCUGAGAACGGGAGGACGAAUCCAGUGGGUGGAGUGAAGAACCUGAAGGUGGUGGAUCCGACCGUCAGCACGCUGACGGCUCGCUGGGACCCGGCGGUGGGAAACGUCCGAAGCUACAAGGUCCUGUACGCAGCGCAGCCAGGAGGAGAGCAGCAGACGGAGGAGGUGUCAGGCGGGACCACCAGCACCAUCCUGAGGAACCUGGAGUCCGACACGCUCUACAGCGUGGCCGUUAUUCCCGUUUACCCUGACGUGGAGGGAAUCAGGCAGGAGGAGAAGGGACGGACGAAACCUCUGAGUGGAGUGAAGAACCUCCAGGUGACAGACCCCACCGUCAGCUCCCUGAAGGUCCGCUGGGACCCGGCUGAUGGCGACGUCCGGCAGUAUAAGGUCCUCUACGUUCCGACGGCCGGAGGAGCUGAGAGCAUGAGUUUGGUGUCUGGACUGACGAGCUCCACGGUUCUGAGGGACCUGCGUCCGGACACUGAGUACAGAGUGACUCUUGUCCCCGUCUACGCCGACAUCGAGGGAAAACGAGCGUCUGAGAACGGGAAGACGAAAGCUCUGGGCGGGGUGAAGAACCUGCAGGUCACCGAGCCCACCACCAGCUCCCUGAACGUGCGCUGGGACCCGGCGGAGGGUGGCGUCCGACAAUACCGCAUCUUCUACGUCCCAGAAUCUGGAGGAGCCGAGGAUGUGGAGCAGGUAUCCGGCGGAACCACCAGCACUGUCCUCAGAAACCUGCUGUCAGACACGCCCUACACCGUGACCGUGGUCCCGGUCUACCUGGAGGGUGAAGGUCUGCGUCAGUCCGACAGAGGAAAGACCCUCCCCCGGACUCCACCCAGGAACCUCCAGGUCUACAACCCCACCACCAACAGUCUGAACGUGCGCUGGGAGCCUGCCUCGGGCCAGGUCCAGCAGUACCAGGUGGCAUACACCCCCCUGAGUGGAGCCAGGCCCGCCGAGUCGGUUCUGGUUCCAGGAACCAUCAGCAGUGCCUUCCUGGACAGCCUGAUCCCAGACACGCCGUACUCCGUUGUCGUCUCUGCUCUGUACGCCGACACCGAGGGGGCACCAGUAAAGGGCAACGGCAAAACCCUGCCUCGUGCCGGCCCCAGGAACCUGCGGGUGUUUGAUGCCACCACCAGCUCCCUGACCAUCGGCUGGGACCACGCCGAGGGCCCCGUCAGGCAGUACAAGAUCUCCUAUGCUCCCAUGACAGGAGACCCCAUCACUGAGUUUACAGUGGUUCCAGGUAACAGAAACAACGCCAUGUUGCAGAACCUGUUCCCAGACACUCCGUACAACAUCACCGUGGAGGCCGUUUAUGCCGAGGGGCCCGGAGGGUCUCUGAACGGGAACGGCCGCACAGUCGGCAUGUUGAGCCCCAGAAACCUGCGGGUGUCAGACGAGUGGUACACCAGGUUCAGGGUGUCCUGGGAACCGGUCUCUUCUCCGGUUCAGGGCUACAGACUCAUCUACUCCCCUAAAGGCAAGGAUCAGCCAAUCAGCCUUUUUGUUGGUGACGUUAGCUCAUUCACGCCCACCAACCUGCAGCCUGGAACCACCUACGACGUCAAAGUCCUGGCUCAGUACACCACAGGCAUCAGUGCGCCGCUCAUUGGGGAGGGGACCACACUUUACCUGAACGUGACCGACAUCGAGACCUACGACAUCGGCCACGACAAGUUCUGCAUCAAGUGGAGUCCUCACCGAGCGGCCACGUCGUACCGCAUCAAACUGCACCCGCAGGACCCCUCCAGUAAAGGUCAACAUGAGGUGACCAUUGCUGCCGGUUUGCCUGAGUACUGCUUCGAUGGACUCUCCCCAGACGCUCUCUACACUGCCACCGUCUUUGUUCAGACUUCAAACCUGGAAGGUCCUGGAGUCAGCACCGAUGAGAGAACCUUGGUGAAGCCAACUUUGGCCCCGACCAUGCCCCCUACCCCGACACCUCCACCCACCAUCCCCCCUGGAUGGGCAGUGUGUAAAGGUGCCAAAGCUGACCUGGUGUUCGUCAUUGAUGGGUCAUGGAGCAUUGGAGAGGAGAGCUUCACCAAAGUCAUGAACUUUGUCUCCAGCAUGAUCGGAGCGUUUGACGUCGUCGGACCAUCAGGAAUGCAGGUAUCAUUCGUGCAGUAUAGCGAUGGAUCCAAGACAGAGUUCAAGCUCAACUCGUAUCAGGACAAAGGUGUCGCCAUGGCAGCAGUCCAACAGAUUCGCUACAGAGGAGGAAACACCAAGACGGGAGAGGCUCUCAAACACACCUACGAGAAGGCCUUUUCUGUUGAAAACGGGAUGAGGAGGAAUGUCCCAAAGGUGGUCGUGGUGAUCACUGAUGGACGUUCUCAGGACGAGGUGAAGAAGAGCGCUGCCAAGCUGCAGCAUGCAGGUUACAGUGUUUUCGCCAUCGGUGUAGCUGAUGUGGAUUUCGUGGAGCUGCAGGCGAUCAGCAGUAAACCCAGCGACAGACAUGUCUUCGUGGUGGACGACUUUGAUGCCUUCGACACCAUCAAAGAAAACCUGAUAACCUUCAUCUGUGAAGCUUCAACUUCCUUGUGUCCUUUGAUCUACGUCAAUGGAUUUACAUCUCCUGGCUUCAGGAUGCUGGAGGCCUUCAACCUGACGGACCGGAGCUACAGCCACAUCCCGGGGGUGUCCAUGGAGCCCGGCUCCUUCAACAGCUUCACGGCCUACAGACUCCACAAGGACGCCUUCCUGCAGCAGCGCACCACCUGCACGUCCUGGUGUCCUCCAGCAGCGUGAAGCUCCACGUGGACUGUCAGGAGGUGGGAGAGAAGAAGGUCCGAGCUGCCGGGAACACGUCCAGAGAUGGAUACCAGGUUCUGGGCAAGAUGUCCAAAUCCAUUGGAUCCAAGGGAGCCUCAGCAACCUUCCAGCUCCAGAUGUUUGACAUGGUCUGCAGCCUGGCCUGGAACAGCAGGGACAGAUGUUGUGACCUGCCGUCCACGGGAGCUCCUGGCAGCAAAGGUCCCAGAGGAGAAAGAGGAGAGCCCGGUUCUGCUGGACCUGAUGGACCACGUGGAGACAACGGACCACCUGGGCCCAUGGGUCUUCCUGGACCUCAGGGACCCAGUGGGAUGUCCAUACCUGGAGAAGCGGGCCGUCCCGGACCCAAAGGAAACCCUGGUGAUGCCGGUCUGCCUGGACAGAAGGGUUCUCAGGGUCCUCCUGGUGUGGCCGGUCCGAUUGGAGCAGCAGGAGUGAGGGGGCCUGCAGGGAAGGAGGGACCAACUGGACCCAGAGGACCAGCUGGUCCGAUGGGACCUCCGGGAUCUCCUGGAAUACCAGGACCUGCUGGAAAACCUGGGAAUUCGGGAGACUUUGGUCCUCCUGGAGCUGCUGGACCCAAAGGAGACAAGGGAGAACGGGGAGACUUCGCUCCUCAAAACAUGAUGAGAUCCAUCGCCAGACAAGUUUGCUCGCAGCUCGUUAGUGACCAAAUGUCUCGGGUCAGCUCGUUGGUGAACCAGAUUCCCAAUGGUCAGUACCGUAGCAAUAACCCGGGCCCCCCUGGGCCUUCAGGACCUCCAGGCAGGCAGGGACCCAGUGGAGAACCAGGGCAGGCAGGAAGGAACGGUUUUCCUGGAAGCCCUGGUUUACCAGGCCAGCAGGGAGAGAGAGGUCCUGCAGGAGAAAAGGGUGAUCGAGGAGUUCCAGGAGUGGGACAGAAAGGAUCCAGAGGUCCUCCUGGUCCUCCAGGAGAGAGCAGGACAGGCCCCCCAGGACCCUCAGGUUCAGCCGGACCUCGCGGUCCACCAGGACGUCCAGGUUACACCGGAGUCCGUGGACCUCCAGGCCCUUCUGGGUACUGUGACUCCUCUCAGUGUGUUGGCAUUCCUUACAACGGUCAGGGAUACAUUGGAACCCGGCUCGCAUCGGCCCACCAGGAGGACCACCUGCUGCUGAACCAGCGCCGAAAGAGGUCUUUACCAGGACCAGGGUCAGACCGGAAACGUCCUAGAACAGCUGGGCCAUCUGUGUGAAAAACCUGUUUGUUUGUUUGUUUGUUUGGUCAGGUUUGACACCUGUGAUUUAUUAGAAACACGCCUUUAGGUGUUUGUUGACAUGGCAGGGAGGAGGCGGAGCUUCUGGGGGAUGAAGAAAGUUGGGACUAAAACCUGUGAGCCUGUAAGAUAUUGACUUUAAACUUACAGCCUUCUCUGUGUAUCUCAUAACUAAUAUUUAUCAGUUUGCCUUCAUUCUGUCGCAGCCCAUUUA
Nematolebias whitei (Rio pearlfish) is the source of this 10026-nucleotide messenger RNA. RefSeq names its product collagen alpha-1(XII) chain. NCBI's taxonomy places the organism in Eukaryota, Metazoa, Chordata, Actinopteri, Cyprinodontiformes, Rivulidae. The record is from RefSeq and is a predicted model, not a curated record. Gene Ontology annotation, molecular function: protein binding.